Exophiala aquamarina CBS 119918 is the source of this 1950-nucleotide messenger RNA. RefSeq lists its product as uncharacterized. The transcript is spliced from 2 exons. Bases 1 to 1950 code for a protein of 649 amino acids. Gene Ontology annotation, molecular function: long-chain fatty acid-CoA ligase activity; long-chain fatty acid transmembrane transporter activity. NCBI's taxonomy places the organism in Eukaryota, Fungi, Ascomycota, Eurotiomycetes, Chaetothyriales, Herpotrichiellaceae. The record is from RefSeq and is a predicted model, not a curated record.
AUGGCAGCUAUAUCACAAACGGCAGCUCUCGCAGCCCCAGCAGCUGUAGCUGGGCUGGCAUAUCUCAAUGCCCGAUGGAGAGUCUCUGUAGAUGCCCAACUGAUCGGUCACCUGGCCAAGACUCAAAAGGCCAUGGAAAAGCGAGAGAAGGCAGAUCGACUCAACUCCUUCUACCUCAUCGAAGAGCAUGCCCAGAACCCCAAGGUUAGGGACUGUAUCUUCAUCAUCUAUCAAGGCAAAUCAUGGACGUUCAAACAGACCUACGACAUGGUGCUUCGGUAUGCCGGAUACUUACAUUCCCAGCACGGGGUCCAGCAAGGUGAAAUCAUAGCUCUGGAUUUCAUGAACAGUCCUCAAUUCAUGUUUCUGGUCAUGGCUCUAUGGUCGCUCGGCGCGCUGCCAGCUUUCAUCAACUACAAUCUCACUUCGACCGCUUUCGUCCACAGUGUCCGAGUGUCGACUGCUCGUUUGCUGAUCAUUGACCCCGAAGUUGAGCCCAAGGCUUUGACUCCAGAGACGAGAGCAAUCCUCGAGGCCCCCAAUUUCAGGAACGAUGCCUUCCCCCUCGAAAUUGCCGUUUUGACACCGGGCCUCGAAUCUUCCUUGUGUUAUUACCCUCCAUACCGCGCGCCAGACACAGCUCGGUCAGGAAAUAUCCAAAGGACGCCAUGUGUCUUGAUAUAUACCUCCGGGACCACAGGCUUACCCAAGGCUGCCAAGGUCCCUUGGGAUCGCACAGUACGCGGGGCCGGGCUGGUAGGAGGAUGGCUGCCGAUUAACCCGGUCACGUCCAAGAACCCUGAUCGUUAUUACACUGCCAUGCCUCUAUACCAUGGCUCAGCCUUCCAGCUAUGCUUUCACACCUGCCUCUCUCGCCCAGCCACACUCGUCAUCGGGCGCAAGUUCUCCGUCUCGAACUUUUGGAAUGAAGUCGCCGCCUCUGAGGCCACGGCCAUUCAAUAUGUUGGUGAAACUCUUCGCUACCUGAUGGCCGCGCCUCCCCACCCCGACGACCGAACAAGACACAAAGUUAGGAUCGCCUUCGGCAACGGUCUCCGCCCAGAUGUCUGGGACCGCUUCCGGGACCGUUUCGGGGUCGAAACGAUAGGCGAGUUCUACGGCGCGACCGAGUCCUCCGGCGCGACCUUCAACCUCAGCCGCAACACGUACUCCUCCGGCGCGAUUGGCUCCAUGGGUCUCAUCGGGCAACUCCUCCUCGGCGCGACCCAGAGCAUCGUUGAAAUCGACUGGGAAACGGAAGAGCCGCGCCGCGACCCCGUCACAGGGUUCUGCAUCAAAGUGCCCCGCGGGGAAGUCGGCGAGCUGCUCAAUGUCAUCGACCCGGCCGACAUCGGCGCAAAAUACCAAGGGUACCUGGGCAACGAGAAAGCUACGUCGUCGAAAAUCAUGCGCGACGUGCACAAAAAGGGCGACGCGUACUUCCGCACCGGAGACGCCAUCCGCCUGGACAGCGAGGGCCGGUACUGGUUCUCCGACCGCAUCGGCGACACGUUCCGCUGGCGCAGUGAGAACGUGUCGACGGCCGAAGUGGCGCAGGUACUGGGCGCGCACCCGUCCAUCCUCGAGGCGAACGUCUACGGCAUCGCGAUCCCCAACCACGACGGCCGCGCCGGCUGUGCAGCCGUCAUGCUGCGCGACGUCGACUCGCCCGACUCGCCCGUGCCGGCGUCCGUCCUCGAGAGCAUCGCGACGUUUGCGCGCAACGGCCUGCCGAAGUUUGCCGUCCCCGUCUUCCUCCGCGUCGUCACGCAGGUCAUGGCCACGGGGAACAACAAGCAGCAGAAACACGUACUGCGCAAAGAAGGCGCCGAUCCCGCGCUCAUCACGAAUGGUGACAGGCUUUUCUACCUGCCACCGAAAGCGGACCAAUUUGUCCCAUUUGGGGCCGCCGAGUGGGCGGACCUCAGUGCUGGGAAGGUCAAGUUGUGA